Trichophyton verrucosum HKI 0517 is the source of this 864-nucleotide messenger RNA. Its product is annotated as SAP domain protein, putative. The record is from RefSeq and is a predicted model, not a curated record. NCBI's taxonomy places the organism in Eukaryota, Fungi, Ascomycota, Eurotiomycetes, Onygenales, Arthrodermataceae. Gene Ontology annotation, cellular component: nucleus. Gene Ontology annotation, biological process: poly(A)+ mRNA export from nucleus. The coding region runs from base 1 to 864 and encodes 287 amino acids. The transcript has a single exon.
AUGGCAGUGGAAUACAGCAAAAAGACCAACGCCGAGUUGGUUGAAAUUCUCAAGUCGCGCGGCCUCAGUCACACGGGAAAGAAGGCAGAUAUGGUUGCGCGGCUCCAGGAAGCAGAUAAAGCUGCUGCUGCUGCUGCUCCCGCGCCGGCUCCAGCUCCACCUGCGGCUGAAGACGUUAUCGAUUGGGACGACGAUACCGAGACCGCUCCUGCAGCUACCAAGCCAGCCCCAGCGGCUCCAGCAGCGGCUCCAGAGCAAAAGACCGUCACCGAGCCUGCUACUGCGCAAAAGGCGAAAGCUGCGAAGCCAGAAGAGAAGACCGAAGCUGCCACUGCAACAACGACUUCAGCUGGCGCUGCCGGAACCUGUGCGGCGGAAGCAAAGCCUGUAGAUGAACAACAUGCGACAAACGGCACUGAUAAGAAAGCCGCUACCGAAGAGAAGAAGGGCACAGAGAAACCUGCCGUUGACUACAGCAGAGGCCUUGCAACCACGGACCCCGAUGCUGAACUUGCGAAGCGGAAAGCCCGUGCUGCGAAGUUUGGAGCUGUCGAAGAAUCCGUUGCGACGGAGGCUGAAAAGGCACUUGCGAGAGCCAAGAGAUUCGGCCCCGUGAGUGAUGAGCCAGCCAAAAUAAAAGGGUUGGACGAAGCUUUGCCCACCCGGAAGCGAGGACGGGGUGAUGAUGGAGACAGCGGCCGGGGAAAGCGUAGACACUUCCACGGACGGGGAAGGGGGAGAGGCCCACGCAGAGGCGGCCGCAACGAAGCUGGCAACAGCAACAACAACAGCAGCAAAGAGAAGUUUAGUGAGGCAGACCGUGUUGCGAUGGAGAAGAGAAAGGAGCGUUUUGCUGCCAAAUAA